AUGCUUCGGAAAUUUUGGCUGCGCUGGCGCCGUGACUAUGUUACCUCUCUUCAGCAAGGACCCAAUUGGUCAAGGCCCAUGGCUAAUUUCAAAAUAGGAGAUUUGGUUAUACUAAAGAAGGGCCACCAAUCACCUCUGGACUGGCACUUAGGUAGGAUCAUUCAGCUACAACAGGGAGCUGAUGGACUGGUUCGAGUGGCUACUAUCAAAACAAGGGGCAGCACUAUGAAGCUGCCAAUUACGAAACUGGCAAUGCUACCUAUCCAAUAUGAACCUUAG
Molecule: messenger RNA, 279 nt
Organism: Macrosiphum euphorbiae (potato aphid)
Lineage: Eukaryota; Metazoa; Arthropoda; Insecta; Hemiptera; Aphididae
Source: the annotation of a GenBank genome assembly